AGUUGUCGGCGCGGCUCUUCUUGUCCGCACGGGAGAGCGGGAAAGCGGCCGGGAACCGGUUACCCCGGGCAACGGGGCGGGAGCGGCCUGUGCGGAGCCGCGACCAUGAGGUGAAGGCAGGAGCCGGGACCCCAGCGCACGAUGGCCGAGGAGCUGUUCUGUCAGAGCGCCGCCGUCCUCGUCAAGUGCAAGGACUGUGAAGACAGGAGAGAAAAUGUUCGCCUGACAGUAGGAUGGCAAUGCAGUUCCAAUGCAGUUCACAAGAAGGAUUUAAUCGUCCGUUUGACUGAUGACACAGAUCCCUUCUUCUUGUAUAACCUUACAAUUAGUGAAGAUGAUUUUCAAAGUUUAAAGAAUCAGCAAGGGCUGCUUGUAGAAUUUUCUGCAUUUCCUCAGCGGUUCAUUGAGCUUUUGGAUCAAUGUAUCCAGGAACAAAGCAAAGAUGUUCCAAGGUUUAUGCUUCAGUUAAUAACUCAGUCUCCAGCAUUGGAUCACAUGCCUGCAAGCUUAAAUAUAAUAGAAACUAAUCCAUUCAAACACCUCACACACCUCUCCUUAAAGCUGCUUCCAGGAAAUGACAAUGAGAUCAAGAAAUAUUUAGCAGUCUGCCUUCAAAAUGUGAAGAUGGAAAAUAGUUCACUACAGGAAAGGCUACGUAGAACUGAGGAAGAUUUAACAAAAAGAUUAAGCAUUACUCAACAGACCUUAGCAGAAAAGAGUAAGGAACUGGACAGAUUACGUAAUGAAUGGACAACACAUACCAACUUUAUAGCAAACAAACACAGUCAAGAAGUUACUACGGAAAGGGAGAAAGCUUUACAGGCUCAAACACAUUACCAGCAACAAUGGGAACAGCAAAAAAAAGAAACAGAGGCAGCACAUAGUCAAACGGUACAGCAUCUUGAAAGAAGGAUAGCUGAAAUAGAAACCAUCAACAAGGAUCUUAUUGAACGGAAAUACAAAUCGGAAUCUACAAUCCGAGAGACGAAAUCCAAAUUAUGCGUCGUGGAAGAGGAAUGUCAAAGAUCCAAACAGGAAAUAAUUUCACUGAGGCGAGAAAACACCACACUGGAUGCAGAGUGCCACGAAAAGGAGAAACUACUGAAUCAGCUGCGAACAAGAACUGCAGUCCUGGAACAGGAAGUCAAGGAUAAAGAGCAAGUAGUUACAAAAACAACAGAAAUCUUUGAAAGUAUUCAGGAGCACAAGAAAAAUCUAGAAGAGAACAUGGAGCAAAAGCAACUGCAAAUGGGAAAGCUGGAAGCUACAGUGAAAUCUCUUUCAGAAGAAUUAUUAAAGGCCAAUGAAAUCAUCAAAAAGCUGCAGGGAGACAUGAAAAAACUGAUGGAAAAAAUUAAACUGAAAAAUACAGUUACAAUGCAACAAGAAAAACUUUUAGGAGAAAAAACACAGAUGCUCCAGAAGGGACAGCAAGAACUGGCAGAAGUGCAGCAGGCCCUGAGACACAAGGAGGAGGAGGUUCAUAAGUUGCAGGAGAAGUUUGAUGCCACAGUCGAAAAACUAGAAGAAAGCAAACAGCUUCUAAAGACAAAUGAAAACGUAAUAUCUUGGUUGAAUAAACAACUAAAUGAAAAUAAAUUAGCAGCUCUGCAAGAAACUCCUCCGUCAUCAAUAUCAAGUGGCAAUCUGUCCAGGCUUGGGGGUGUGCAAAACAGUCACCAAACUUUGCACCCUCCUUUCUCUGUCUUGAUGCCACAGACUGUCUCUUCUGUUUCGCCUUCAGAUAAUUACUCUAAGAGCUUUGGUUCUAUACGAAUGAAUACUCCACUCUUCAGGCCUGGUGUGUCAAGACAUGGUCUUCAGGUGCACUUCAGCCCUCUGCAGCUAAAUCCUAGUAGCAUCCCUGUAUUAGAACCCACGUCAGCCCCUUCAUCUUCAACACCAACAGGAACAAGUCUCUCUUCCAAAAGCGAACCAAUUGGUUUAGACCAGAAAUACUUACAGAAGAGGGAAUGUGGUAAACCGGGUUUAUCUCGAGGAGGACUGUUGCAGAAGCUAUCAUAUCCAAUUGGCACAGUGCCAACUCGACCUCUAGGGCCAAAGCAAGGAAAUCCACCACCAGCGACAUCUGCCUAUUUUCCAGGACAACAGCCUAGACUCCCUGCAUCAUGAAGAGAGCAGCAAUAACAUCUCAAUCUACACAAAUCCUGAAAGAAGAUGGAUAAUGGGAAAGGAACAGGCUGCCUGAACUUAUUACUGCAGGUGUUUACACCUGUAAGAAAUGAUUGGACUGGGCAGUGACAAUCAGCAUUAACCCAGGUGCUCAUUCAAACUGCCAGAAUACACUUGCCGUUUUCAAAAUAUUGACUUUAAUUUGUUUUAAAGUGAGGUGAGUGGGGGUGUUCCUCCUGCACAGGAGGCAGUUGUAUACCAAAGCAUAAUUUGCAGACUCCUCAGUGAAUGUUUUGCGCCUUAUUUGACACUCAUUCCUGCAAACUAGAUUUUUGAACAAUCAAGAAUAUUAACUGCCUUCCAUGUGUAGCCUCCUUUGUUUACUCAUCCCAAAACACACUUUGCAUUAUGUCCUGCUAUUUAAAAAUUAGUACAGAUGUAACCACGAAGUUUGGGGUUAAAAUUCCCAGUGAUUUUUCUGGUUUUCCAGUUCGUCCAUUAUCUUAUCAACUUUACCAAUAUCUUUGGCACAACUCACCUUUUGUUGGUAUAGUUCCCAAAUUGCUCCAUCCUAGUGUUCUUUACCUGGAAAUGCAAUCUGGUUCAUGUGAAUGCUAACUGAAGAAAACCAUUUCUUAGAUUAAUUUGUCACAGACUAGUUGGAAGUGCCACAGUGGAACCUUUCCAGAAAUUCAGUGUAUACAGUCAGUAUUACAACAUCGGAAUGGGUUGGCCCUUCAAUACACUGCAGGGCGUACAGACCUGUUGAUGUUUAGCACUGGUGCGGGAGUUCAAUCAAAGCAAAGUUGUCUUGAUAGUAGGACAGUAGUCAUAUAUUUGCAUCUGACAGUUGCACGCUAAGAACAUUUUGAUGCAGUUUGCAGAAUGAAAAUGAUCCCUCAGUAGUGUGCCAUUAACUGUACCCUAUCAAAUUGUCUGAAAGUUUGAUCAACUGCAGCCUGCCUGUGUAGUUCUGAAUGAAAUCAGUUUAAGAAGGUGACUAAUAGCAUCAGGGAUUUUAACAAGCAUCAAAUGUAUGGAAUCGGCACUGUUUCCUAUGGUGCAGUAACUAGUAAUUUAUGACAACUUGUACUGAAUAUCAGUGUACAAAUUGUAAAAUUUUGUAUUUAAAAUGGUUGUUUCAUACAUAUUUUGAAUGAAUAAAAUAUACAUACUUUUGCAAAA
Messenger RNA from Amblyraja radiata (thorny skate), 3318 nucleotides. It is a transcript of the gene sass6, whose product is annotated as SAS-6 centriolar assembly protein. Gene Ontology annotation, biological process: centriole replication. The record is from RefSeq and is a predicted model, not a curated record. Gene Ontology annotation, cellular component: centrosome; centriole. The coding region runs from base 142 to 2133 and encodes 663 amino acids. Lineage: Eukaryota; Metazoa; Chordata; Chondrichthyes; Rajiformes; Rajidae. The transcript has 17 exons.